Messenger RNA from Nanorana parkeri, 1798 nucleotides. RefSeq names its product G protein-activated inward rectifier potassium channel 1-like. Lineage: Eukaryota; Metazoa; Chordata; Amphibia; Anura; Dicroglossidae. The record is from RefSeq and is a predicted model, not a curated record. The coding region runs from base 76 to 1551 and encodes 491 amino acids. Gene Ontology annotation, molecular function: G-protein activated inward rectifier potassium channel activity. The transcript is spliced from 3 exons. Gene Ontology annotation, biological process: regulation of monoatomic ion transmembrane transport; potassium ion import across plasma membrane. Gene Ontology annotation, cellular component: plasma membrane.
UAGCAAUGCCUGUAGGGCGGACAGAAGGAUAAAGAAACUUUUCACUCAUCACAAACAGCUUGAAUUCCUAAAAACAUGUCUGCCCUGAGAAGGAAAUUUGGGGAAGAGUACCAUGUUGUGACAACCACUGUGGGAGGUGGAUUUUUCCCUUCUGUUAAAAGAAAACGGCAGAGGUUUGUAGACAAGAAUGGACGGUGCAAUGUUCAGCAUGGAAACCUGGGAGGAGAGUCCAGCAGAUACCUGUCCGACCUCUUCACCACCUUGGUGGACCUCAAAUGGAGAUGGAACCUGCUGAUCUUUAUUCUGACCUAUACCAUAGCGUGGCUGGUCAUGGCAUCAAUGUGGUGGAUUAUUGCUUAUAUCCGAGGGGACUUAAAUAGGGCUCAUGAUGAUGGUUACACUCCUUGUGUGGCCAACGUCUACAACUUCCCUUCUGCCUUCCUCUUCUUCAUAGAGACAGAAGCUACUAUUGGGUAUGGUUUCAGGUACAUCACUGAGAAAUGCCCUGAAGGCAUCAUUCUCUUCUUGUUCCAGUCUCUGCUGGGAUCUAUUGUGGAUGCAUUCCUCAUAGGAUGCAUGUUUAUAAAGAUGUCACAGCCCAAGAAGAGAGCAGAGACUUUGAUGUUCAGCCAGAAUGCUGUCAUCUCCCAGCGUGAUGGAAAAUUGUGCCUGAUGUUCAGGGUGGGCAACUUAAGGAACAGUCAUAUGGUCUCUGCACAGAUAAGGUGCAAGCUUAUCAAGUCAAGACAGACUCCAGAAGGUGAAUUCCUGCCACUCGACCAACGUGAGCUGGAUGUUGGAUUUGGCACUGGAGCUGACCAACUGUUCCUAGUUUCUCCACUUACCAUCUGUCAUGAAAUCAACCGUAGGAGUCCAUUCUUUGAUCUCUCACAGAAGUCACUGAGAAGUGAGCAGUUUGAAAUUGUUGUUAUUCUGGAAGGAAUUGUUGAAACUACAGGAAUGACCUGCCAGGCAAGAACAUCUUACACUGAAGAUGAAGUGCUGUGGGGACACAGAUUUCUCCCUGUCAUGUCGUUAGAAGAAGGCUUCUUUCGAGUGGAUUACUCCCAGUUCCAUGCUACAUUUGAAGUACCAACCCCAUAUUAUAGUGUAAAGGAACAGGAAGACAAAUUAUCCCCCAGUUCACCUCUAAAUUCCCUUUGUAGUGAAAAGUACAUCAGGGACAGGGUCUGCUCUUUAGACUACCUUAAUGUGUUUGAAGUAGGAAGCAGUAUACUUCCUACUAAACUUCAGAAACUCAAUCGGGGAAGUGACAAUGUCCAGGCAAAACUAUUACGAAUGUGUAGCAGUAACGUAGAGAGAGCUUGCAGUACUGGAGACCUUCCCUUGAAGAUCCAAAGGAUAACAGUGUCCACCUGUGAAGAGAAUACUCCACUAAAAUAUUUCAAGGUGAAACCCGAGAAUAUGACCCAGUCUACUGGUAACCUUCAGCUGCAGAAGAAAGCACAAGGAAUGAUGACCUUGGGAACAAUGCUUGAUGCCAAUCUACCUGCAAAGCUGCGUAAAAUGAAUUCUGGCUGUAUCAGCUAAAAAAAAGUUAAAAUGGAAGAGUAACAUGAGAUACUAUAUGGAAUAAUAAAUGGCCUUAAAUUUGUGACCAUUAGAGACAUUCACUGUUCCACAUUUUUGUCAUAAAAAACAUUAAGCAUUAAACAUGCAUUUAAAAGCUGUUGUCUUUUCAUUAAUAUGCAUGAAAUGCACAUACAAUGUGAAAAUGAGGGCAUGGAAUCUGUUUUUAGAACCAUUACAGUAUGUUCCAGAUCAGAAAAUUAACCAA